Toxorhynchites rutilus septentrionalis is the source of this 1551-nucleotide messenger RNA. RefSeq lists its product as uncharacterized. The transcript has 5 exons. Lineage: Eukaryota; Metazoa; Arthropoda; Insecta; Diptera; Culicidae. The record is from RefSeq and is a predicted model, not a curated record. The coding region runs from base 1 to 1551 and encodes 516 amino acids.
AUGCGCCAACGCGUAAUCAGCGCAAGGAUAUGUAGACUGAGGAUCAAGGGCCGUUUCUCCAACUACAGUAUCAUCAACGUGCAUUGCCCACACGAAGGAAGACCCGACGACGAAAAAGAAUCGUUCUACGCGCAGCUGGAGCAAGUGUACGACAGCUGCCCACAAAGGGACGUGAAAAUUGUCAUCGGAGACAUGAAUGCUCAAUCCGAGGUAAUUUCUUCCCCCGCAAAGAUAUUCAUAAAGCUACUUGGAGAUCACCUGACCAACAAACAGGAAAUCAAAUCGACCACUGCGAAUAUAGAUUCGGACCACUACCUAGUUGCAGUAUGCAUGCGAGCAAAACUGUCAACAGUGUAUAACAAGAGACGAAGUCGAACGCCGCGGCCCAACACUGAGCAACUACGGGACACCGCUGUUGCCAUGGAAUACUCGCAGCAGCUGGAAGCAGCGUUACCAACGGAAGAGCAAAUCUUGAAGAUGGCUGAAGGGAUAUUCGAAGAGAUUUUCGCGAUACGACAGGUUCUGCAGAAAGGUCGCGAGUUAAACGUAGCCACACAUCACCUUUUCUUCGACUUCAAAUCAGCCUAUGAUACAAUUGAUCGGGACAAGCUAUGUCAAAUUAUGCACGAACACGGUUUUCCGGAUAAACUGACACGAAUGAUCAAGGCGACGAUGGACCGAGUAAUGUGUGUGGUUCGAGUAUCGGGAAUCCUCUCGAGUCCCUUCGAAUCUCGGAGAGGGCUACGGCAAGGUGAUGGGCUUUCCUGCUUGCAAUUUAAUAUCGCUUUACAAGGUGUGAUCAGAAGAGCGGGGAUAGACACGAGUGGCACGAUUUUCCGAAAGUCAGUCCAGCUUUACGGUUUCGCAGACGACAUUGACAUUGUGACACGAAACUUUGAGACGAUGAAGGAGACCUACAUCAGACUGAAGACUGAGGCCAGUAGAAUUGGAAUUGGAGAUCAUCAAUACAUUGGCGGUGACGAAAUCGAAGUGGUAGAUGUAUUCGUGUACUUGGGCUCACUGGUGACCGCCGAUAAUGACACCAGCAGAGAAAUACAAAGACGCAAUAUGGCAGGAAAUCGUGCUUACUUUGGACUCCGGAAGACGCUACGGUCGAGUAAAAUUCGCCGCAUCACAAAGUUAACCGUCUAUAAAACACUGAUUAGACCGGUAGUCCUCUACGGCCACGAGACAUGGGUUUUGCUCGCGGAGGACCAGCGCGCCCUUAGCAUAUUCGAACGGAAGGUGUUGCGCACCAUCUACGGUGGAGUGCAGAUGGAUGACGGAAUGUGGAGAAGGCGAACAAACCAUGAGCUGCAACAAUUGCUGGGAGAAUCACCCAUCGUUCAUACCGCGAAAAUCGGCCGGCUGCGUUGGGUUGGGCACGUCGUUAGAAUGUCGGACGAUAGCCCAGUGAAAAUGGUCCUCGACAACGACCCGAUAGGAACGAGGAGAAAAGACUGCAUGGCUGGCGACAAACAGCUAUGGACCGAGGUGAAUGGAUACGACUUUUGUGUACAGCAUAGGCCACUGGGGCCUUUUGCUGAUUAA